This is a messenger RNA of Acaulospora morrowiae, 992 nucleotides long. The record is from the annotation of a GenBank genome assembly. Lineage: Eukaryota; Fungi; Glomeromycota; Glomeromycetes; Diversisporales; Acaulosporaceae.
AGAAACAGUGGCCCGACUUAAUGCAGGAAUUGGUGAGGGUGUGCAAACCCGGUGGAUGGGUGGAAUGCAUGGAGUGUGAUAUGCAGUUUGACAAUGAGGGUCCGUUCUCUUUAAAGAUGAAUCAGUUGUUACGUUCCUACCUGACUUCUCAAGAAAUAAAUCCGUCGAUGCGCUCGCGCAUAUCUCGCAUAAUGGCCGACACCUCAAGUCUCAUAGAUCUCAAAGAAGAACAUGUAUUCACUCCAUUGGGCAAGUGGGGCGGUAAAAUUGGUGAAUUGGCAAAAGAAAAUGUGAUCGCUCUAUCAAAAUCCUUCAGACCAAUUCUAAGACCGAUACUCAACGACGUGCUAAGCAACAGCGACCCGCAAGAUGAGAUUUUUCGGUUACUGUCGGCCGCCACGACCACCACGGACGCCGAGAGUGGCACAAAUGAAAAUGGAUGUACCGACUGUUAUGAUAUAAUAACGAAACACAUAACCGAGAAAGAGGUGAACAGUUAUAGAUCAAGUAUACAGUCGACUCGAAUCUAUGGAAAGAAACGACCUUCCAGUGGAGACAAUGGUCGAGGUGCCGACGAACAUGUAAACAACAACCCACGAACGAAAACCAUUAGUAACAAUAUGCGAAAUAAUUAUAAUCACAAUCAUAUUACCUCUUUCAUUAACAAUCAUUAUGAUAACAAAAGGAGUUCAACUCCUCCGAACAAUCGUUGCAUCAACUAUUACCAUCGGAAUCGGUGUCAUGAAUACUAUGGAAAUGAUCGAAACAACGGAUCGUUGUUUUGUAAUCUCAAUAUUCUUGGUCACUCCAAUGGUGAGAGUAAGGUUGGCGAGAACGUGACCAACCGUGACAAUCAAAGGUCCGCUCAUUCACAGAAUAGUUUGAGAAGUUCAAAGGAUUCGGUGAACGGAAUAGAUUUGGGCAUUCUGGGUAGUGGUGUGGUCGACGUGGAGUGCGCGUCAUAUGACUCCUCUACCUUGGGUCCAUGGUGA